ACAAAAUAAAUUGUGAGGCGGAUUUUGAGCGAUCUCCUCCUCCUGCUUUCAUGAGACGUACUGCAACCCUCUACAGAUUACUGUAUCUCUUUCCCCAGCACCUUCCUUUCUCUACGUUAUUCUCGCAAGAUUUUCUGCAGACGACUUCCUUUCCAAAUACGUUUCUCUCGUCACCUGCACCAGCCCUUCGAGUGCAUACUAUCUUCCCUCUCCUCUCCUGUUGAGAGGUGGGUGAAUUAAAAAACAAUGGGGUUGUGGGAGGGAGACAUGACAACAGAGAAAACAGCUUCAUCUUUUUCAACUUCUGAUGAUCAAAACGAGUCAAAUCCUACACCAAGAGGAAGAAGAAGCGGUUUCAGGGAAAGUGGCUCAAAGCCAUCCUGGCUUCUGUCCACCCUUUCCGAUUUGGAUGCGAGGAUGAUGACAUUGACAAUGAAGACGCUUGUAGAAGAUAACACUGGUGACACCUUUCGGGAACGUGCUGAAUCUUACUAUCAGAAACGGCCUCAGCUAAUUGCCCUACUCCAAGAUCUCUACAAUGGCUACAUCACCUUAUCUGAUCGUUACAUUCAAACAUUGGCCAAAUGUGACCCUCAUCGAAGCAACUCGUCCCGAAUCUCAGCUGUGGAUCAUGAUAAGUCUGACCUCGAAGAAGAAGAUGGUGUGACCAACGUGUUUGAUUCGGAUGCGGAGAGCUCCCUGUCUUACCAACAAACUCAGAUAAUGCUUGACGGAUAUGGCACAUCGGUAGGUGACGCCAUUGUUGCGGAUCUCGUGAUCAAGAACGUCGAGUAUGACAUAUUACAGCAUGAGAUGGGCAUUAUAGAGCAGCGCAGUAGUGAGUCCUCAAGGAAGAUAGAUUUGCAGAAGAGCUUGCUUGAAGUGCUAGAGUCAGAGAGGCUAAUACUACUGAAUGAGAAUGCAAGGUUAGGGUAUAGAGUGAAUGCAUUGGUGGAAGAGAACAAAGGGUUGGCAUCAGAAUCUAUGCUCAUGAAGAGGAAGGCUAGCGAGUUGGCAAGAUGUGUGCUGAAGAUGAGGGAAGGUCAUAGGGUUUUCAUGCUCAAUCGUAGAAUAGAAGAUCUUCAGGCACAGAUUUAUGGGCUGGAGAAGAGGAACAAGGAGUACUAUGAGCAGCUUGUGCAAAGAGACCAACGCGUUAAAGAAUGCACAGGAAAGAAGAACGCUGUUGAGGAUGAUGUCUUGGAUGAUUGCCUUAAAAGGGAGAAGCAGCCCAAUCUGAGAUUGAAGAAGAAGGGUAGCAUCCGUGGGAAGAAAGGUCAUGGAUGGUGGCAAAGGUUCAAGAACAUGGACUUGUUUUUUUGUGGGCUCGACUCAAGUUGUACUUGACAAUGUGUAUUUGGGUCAAACUAUUACAUGGUGUUAUUAUGAUAGCAUGCCGUGGGACUUAGUUUUUUUUUUUUUUUUUUUUAGGGUUUUUUGGAACAUUUGAUAGUGUCAGUCUAAUCUCUCCUCAAUAUUAAUGAUGUAUUGA
Messenger RNA from Juglans regia (Persian walnut), 1492 nucleotides. Its product is annotated as kinase-interacting family protein-like. Gene Ontology annotation, molecular function: actin binding. Bases 247 to 1347 code for a protein of 366 amino acids. The transcript has 3 exons. NCBI's taxonomy places the organism in Eukaryota, Viridiplantae, Streptophyta, Magnoliopsida, Fagales, Juglandaceae. The record is from RefSeq and is a predicted model, not a curated record.